This is a messenger RNA of Cuscuta campestris, 1145 nucleotides long. The record is from the annotation of a GenBank genome assembly. NCBI's taxonomy places the organism in Eukaryota, Viridiplantae, Streptophyta, Magnoliopsida, Solanales, Convolvulaceae.
GUCCCUGCGUCCUAUGCUCCGCCACAGAUUCAGAUUUCUUCAUUAGGGUUCGAAGACAAAAUCCUACCAGCUCUUGGACUCAAUCUGAAUAGAUUUCUUCAGAUUUCUAUUCAUGAAGGACAUUAUAAAUACUCCUUAUACGGAACCUUUAUACGAUUUUCACCAUCCAUCGCCAAGACCCAGGCUUCACCUUCCUCCUAAUUUAAUAGGUUACAAAAGAAGAUUUUUUAUUCCUUAAGGAGUCAGUAAAUGAGAUGUCCAAAGUGGUGACCAAUCUUCAUGAGAUAGUAAUGCAGAGUCAUUCUACAAGCCGUCAACACAUAGGUACACCUAAGAAAAGCUCAGUACAUGAUGAUAAGUAUAUGGUGCAAAGUAGUUGCAGGCAAUUGUUUGUUCCUCGUGCAAGAGCAAAGUCAACAGAUUGUUAUAUUAACUAUAAUCGGAUGAGCACCCCGUUGUAUGAUGGGAGGUCAAAAGGGAUAAGCAUACCCGAAUGGAUACUGAUUCUUUUCAGGCCUCCGACAAGGAUGAUUUUAAAUGAGGUGGAAGCUGGAAUUGUUGCACAUGUUUUUGGCCGCAAUAAAGAUUUUGAUAGAUAUUUGUACCUAUUAAUGAUGGAAAGUUUCACUGGUUUCUCCUCGUCAUUGAUAUUAUAAGAAAAGAGCUAACUUUGUUAGAUUCUUUAAAAAGCCCAUUGACAUUCGACGAAAGGAAGAGGAUUGUACGCUUACUGGCAAUAUUUAUGGAACAAAUGUUGGAGGAUAAAUCUUUUUACCACCUGGCACCGAGAAACCAAAAGUAUCAGACUUUGCUAUUGUGGAGCCAAAAAGUAUAGGUCAACAAGCACCAGGCUCAAAUGAUUGUGGAAUUUGGGUGGCAACUUGGAUGAACGAAUGUAUAUGGGAUGAAGCAUAUAACAUACAGGUAACAGGUCAACACAGAAACCAGGAUGCGCCUUGCAAUAGAUUUGGUCAAUCAUCCGUACAAGAAGAAGAAUGAUGAAGUAAUAGCACUUUUAAUGCGGAAUUGGGAGAGUCUAGAUAGAGAAAACAAGAAGCUUGUGAAAAUCACAGUAUAGUGAACUUCAUAUUAGUAGUUUUAUUGCUUUGUUUUCCAUUGAGCAAUCAUAAACUUAGUUAUUUUUU